Molecule: messenger RNA, 764 nt
Organism: Suillus bovinus
Lineage: Eukaryota; Fungi; Basidiomycota; Agaricomycetes; Boletales; Suillaceae
Exons: 7
Coding region: 1-642 (213 amino acids)
Source: RefSeq, a predicted model, not a curated record
AUGGAUACCCUCGUCAAAAGGCUCACCUUCAAAUCCAAGGAUCUCGGCGUAGACGUCGACCUUCUUCUCACUUUCGACGAGCAGCCCGAUGUCAAGGUUUUCAAGGACUAUUACCCAUCGGCUUUUGCGGUCAGGAGAUUUGGGGCCGAAGGCGCCUACCGCUCCGAAGUUAUAUAUCAAUCACCAUUUGCGUUCACUAAGGUUCGUCUUUCUAGUGGUGACAUUCAAAGUGUUGCCGAGGUUGCUAUGCAGCCUGGGCAAACCACCACUUUAACCAAGGAGGGCGACAUAUACCAUUUUUCCGAUCCCAAAAUCGACCCCUCGGUAAAAUCUAUUCAAUGUCUAAACGACGCACCAUCCAAGGAGGAUAUAGGCUUUGGUUUCAUCGGGAGGGAUGGGGACAGGGCAAAGACGGCUCUAGUUUGGCUCGGCGUAGGGCACGAGCAGAAGGUAAACGUAGGAGUGUUUCAGCCAGUUCUAAGGGGGUAUAAUGGCACGGGCUACAAGGAGAACAGCUUGAUCAAGAGUCGAGUCGAGACCAAUUGUCUCUUCAGGCAAGAUCUUACUGCUCUCGAGGACGAUACUACGUGGAGCAUCACGUAUGAUCCCUCCACCGAUGUCGUCAGCAUCAAUCAGAUUUAAGAUCCAAAUUCCAUGAUCUUUUGGAUAUUUCCUUUGUGUUCCAAUUGUUUACCUCUGACUUGAAAUCUGUUCUCGAAUGUUGGCAGCUGUCGUGUACCUCAAUAUGUUUGUGCUCGUUCAAU